UAAAUAUCGGUUGUCCGUUAACUCUUUUGCUUCCAGACCGUUGCGUUAACGUAAGUGGGUGUUUAUGUUGUCUUGUAAGCGUGUAAUCUUUGUUCCGUUUAAUUAUUUAGUAUCAUUUUUUAACGUGUAGUAUUGUGUGGAUUUGUAGAUUUAUAAGGUACCUUUUAUUUGAAAAUGACCGAUCCAUGCUCAGUUAAAGUUGCUGUGCGUGUUCGACCCUUGGUACCACACGAAAUUUCAAAGGGGUGUAAAGAAAUUGUUGAAGUUAUUCCCGAAAAUAAUCAACUCCUAGUAAGGUCAGCUGAGAAGGCCUUUACCUUCAACUAUGUGCUGGGAACGGACUCAGCACAAGAGGAACUAUACGAAAAAUGCGUUGCUCCCUUACUAAAAAACCUAUUCGAAGGGCUGAAUGUAACGAUAUUUGCUUAUGGACAGACGGGUUCUGGGAAAACCCAUUCGAUGGGUACUUCAUAUAAUGGCGACGAGAAUCCUGGAGUUAUACCAAGAGCCAUUCAGGAUAUAUUUGAUCAUAUUAAAGAUACAUUUAGUGUAGAUUACACCGUGACUACUUCGUUUACAGAAUUAUAUAGAGAAGUCCUGUAUGACUUGCUCUCUAAUAGGCCCAAAGAACAGAGCAUUCUAGAGCUCAGAGAAGAUGUCACCAAAGGCGUCUAUAUACCGAAUAUCACAGAAUUACCUGUAGAGUCCGCCAAAGAGGUGCUGGACAUCCUCAUGAGGGGCUCUACCGGUAGAGCCACCGGUUCUACAAAUAUGAACGCUCAGAGCUCGCGAAGUCAUUCCAUUUUCACUGUGAAUAUUGCCAUGCAACACAAACUAGACAAGAGCCAAAACAAAACGGCAAAACUACAUUUGGUCGAUCUAGCCGGUUCAGAGCGGCCCAAAAAAACGGGGGCCCAAGGUACGACCUUCAAGGAAGGCGUGGAUAUUAAUAAAGGCCUGUUCGUCCUAGGAAAUGUUAUUAGUGCAUUGGGGGACGAAAAAUUGCAGAAUGGCUUCAUACCAUACAGGGAUAGCAAUCUUACUCGACUUUUAAAGGAUUCGCUUGGAGGCAAUAGCGUCACACUGAUGAUCGCCUGUGUCAGUCCAGCUGACUAUAAUUACGAAGAAACGAUGUCAACUUUACGCUACGCCGAUAGAGCUAGAAAAAUUAAGAACAAGCCUAUAGUGAACCAGGACCCCAAAACUGCGGAAAUCAAUCAACUGAAAAAACAAAUUAAACAAUUACAACUACAAAUUGUUGAACAAGGUGGACCGGCUAUAUCGGCUUCGGAAAUCAACAAACUCAAAAUUGAAAACGAAGAAUUGGCCUUCAAAAUCAAAGAGUUAAGACAUCAACUAUCGGCAGCCCUUCUAGAUAAAACGGGUCUGCACGAAAAAAUCCUGAUUCUGCAGAACGCCAACGACAAUCUUAACAAGAAACUUGCCGAACUGAAGGAUCAAUACAACGUCACUUUCAACAAUAUCAGUUUGGGUCUCGAAAACAACGACGUGCAAUGUGUCAAAGACAACAUGGGCAAAUUGCAGGAAAUACAGCAGCAUUUCAACGUAUUGCACGACGAUCAGGUCAAAACAGAAACGGAGAUACGGAAUCAUGAAGAAACGUUUACCAUUUUACUGAACACGACCAGAAAUUCGUCAGGAGAAAUACCGAAAGAAAUGCAAGAAAAACAAGAAUGUCACACGACAAGACAGAUUGUUUUAAAUUCAGAGUUGCAAGAGAUAUCCAAACAAUUGUUACUUAAAGAACAGCUGGCCAAACAGCUUCAAACAAAUGCAAGGUAUAUGGUCGACGAACAGGCUAUGCUAGAAACGGCGAAAAAAAUCGAGACGCUGGAAAAAGAAAAGGACGAGUUAAUGCGGCAACUUAAAAACGUCAAAACGCAAGAAACUUCUAGCAAACUUGCGGAACAACGAAGAAAGCGCGUUCAAGAACUGGAAGAACAGCUGAAGGACCUUAAGAAAAAGAUCAACGAACAGUCUAGGCUAAUAAAAUUGAAGGAAAAAGACGAACUUAAAAUAAAACAGCUCAAUCAAGAAAUUGUUUCUAUGAAAUCGAUGAAGAUUAAACUUUUGAGGCAGAUGCGCGAAGAUGCCGAUAGGUUCCGCAACUGGAAAGUACAGACGGAAAGGGAGUUGGCCAAAGUAAAAGAACAGGGCAGGAAAAAACAAAACGAAAUCGCCAAAAUGAAGCUAACCUACGAAAAACAAAAAAAUGUAUUGAAAAGAAAAUUCGAAGAAGCGGCAGCGUUAAACAAGAGGCUGCAAAACACCUUCAAUAAGCGUAAAGAGGCUCAAGAAAUAAGGUUUAAUGGAAAAGUCGAAAAAAUAGCGGCUUGGCUGAAAGACGACUUUGAAGUGUUCCUAAGCCUUGUCGAAGCUGAAACGGCGCUUACGGGACUCUUAGAAGAUCGCGCCACCCUGUACCAUCAACUGGACGAACUAAAGAACAACCCGGAAACUGCAGGAAGUCCCGAGGUAAAAAAUUUGGAAGAGGACAUCGAGCUGAGGUCUGUACAGAUUCAGGAUCUCCAACAGAAACUAUUGGAUUCGAACGAAGAGGUCAAGUCAAAAACGCGUUUCGACGCGAUUCAGUCCAUGGCGGAGGCGAAAUUUGCCCUCAAGGCCAUCUACGAACAGGCCUCCGAAUCGCACAAGGAGAAGGUCCAUAUAAAGAGGGAACUGGCCGAAAUUCAAGAAACUCGUAAAGAACUGAUAGAAAAAGUAGAGAGCAGCGCGCAAGCGUUGAAAGUCGUAGAGGAUAGCUACGCUGAACAAAUGGCCACCCAGCAGAGAGUUUACGAAGAAAAAGUGGCUAUUCUGUUGAGGCAACUCCGGGGAGUCAAAGUCGAAAAUGAAGACAAUGACUCGGAACUGGCGAAUCGUUGUCAGUUUCUUAAUGAACGCGUUGAUCAACAAGAGAAACAACUUGAGGACCAACAAAGGAUUAUAACCGAGCUAAAUAAACGGCUGGAAGAGAUAAAGAAAACGUCCUUGCAGGCUCUAACGCCUGUUACGCAAAGAAUCAAGAAAGACGUACCGAAAGUUAAAAUAGAGCCUGUCGAUAUGACGGAUGCGUUUGAUAAUGAAGAUAUCCUGGACGGAUCCUUCGUGGACGACGAUGAAAAAGAUCCAGACUGGAGAAAAACGCCCCUUGGUAAAAGAAUCCUGGCAGAAAGACGAACCAAGUUAAUGAGAGGCAGUCAGAUGCCUGAUCAUUACGGUGGUACCAAGCGAUCCUCCGACGGCGGUUGUACUUGCAAGACGAAGUGCAACACUGUGAGAUGCGGCUGCAAAAAGCUAGGUAGGGGAUGCGCGGCGUCCUGCAAGUGUAACGAAUCCGUGUGCGAAAAUAGAAAUGUUGAAAUAUCUUCAGCCGAGGUCAGUUCGUCCCAUUCCAUAUCAUCCAAUGGUUCGGUUGAUGGAGACGACACCAGUGCCUUUAAGAAACCCAGGGUUGAUAAUGAAAACGUGGCACCGAGGAGGAGGAAAUUGAAGAAUAAGCAGCUGUUUUUGUUGGAUUCUUAGAACAGAAAUUGGAGAAAUUUGGUAUUAAUAGAACCUAUGAGUAUCUCAUGUGAUUCGGUAUUGAUAGUGACUUUAACACUCUUUUUGUUAGACUCAUGGAUUGAAGUAGAAGAUGACUUCGUUUAAAGCUAUAUUAAAAAAUUCGAUUAUAUUUUCUUUUUUUAGAAAAUUGACGUAUUGAUUAUUGAUUACUUGUAUUUUAUAUUGAUUUAACUUAUUUAUUAACAGCAUUGAUUAUUUUUACGUUUGUGUUAAAUGUAUGUCCGGCAUUUUAUUGCGAAAAUUCAAGAAAUUAAGAGAUAAUAAUGAAAAAAAAGACUGUUGUACAUAUUUUUAAGAAACUAAUGUACAUAUUUUUAAUAUUUAAUCUAAUGUGCAAAUAAUAUUGCUUCCUAUUAAUGAUGUAUAUAAUUUUAUAAUGUGAUUAAAAAAACUGUUUUUA
Messenger RNA from Sitophilus oryzae (rice weevil), 3988 nucleotides. RefSeq names its product chromosome-associated kinesin KIF4 (gene Klp3A). NCBI's taxonomy places the organism in Eukaryota, Metazoa, Arthropoda, Insecta, Coleoptera, Curculionidae. The transcript has 18 exons. Gene Ontology annotation, biological process: mitotic spindle organization; microtubule-based movement. The record is from RefSeq and is a predicted model, not a curated record. The coding region runs from base 175 to 3546 and encodes 1123 amino acids. Gene Ontology annotation, molecular function: microtubule motor activity; microtubule binding; ATP binding.